CCGGGGUGUUGGUGGGCCGCUCUAACGGCUGCCUGCGGAAGGUGACAUUUGCUGUGCGCGAACAGACUGGGUCGUUUUUAGGGUCGCUGCUUUAAAAUGUCGCCCGUCGGGAGGACGGCGGGGCUCCUCCGGGCUGGAGCCCAGGUGCUCAGGCGCGGACCUCAGCAGAUUUCUGUCCGAAAGGCUGGGGGAGGCCCGCACAUUGUUGCGCAGUACAGGCAGCCUCCGCAGCUAACAAAAAGACAGCAGUUUCAGGCUGAGCUGCUGAGUGGAGCGAUGUGGUUCUGGAUCCUGUGGCACACCUGGCACGACUCGGAUGCCAUACUGGGGCAUUUCCCCUGGCCAGAUACUUCUGCAUGGACAGAUGAGGAUUUGGGAAUCCCUCCAGAUGAUGAGUAAAUCAUCCACAAGUGCUCAGUCUGGAUCCUGAACACAGGCUCCCCUAAACUCUCAACUUCAAGACUUCAGAGAGUUCAUGCUGUACAGAAACUUAUUUAUCAAGUCUGAUUUAAUAAGAGUUUGAAAUCCGCUGCAUUGUGUACAUCCAUUACGACAAAUAUAACAUUUAUACAAGUCUA
Pygocentrus nattereri (red-bellied piranha) is the source of this 578-nucleotide messenger RNA. It is a transcript of the gene ndufb2, whose product is annotated as NADH:ubiquinone oxidoreductase subunit B2. Gene Ontology annotation, cellular component: mitochondrial inner membrane. Lineage: Eukaryota; Metazoa; Chordata; Actinopteri; Characiformes; Serrasalmidae. The coding region runs from base 97 to 399 and encodes 100 amino acids. The transcript is spliced from 4 exons. The record is from RefSeq and is a predicted model, not a curated record.